GAUUUCCAUAUCUCUCACAGUCUUAAUCCGACACCAUGGACACUAAGAUCUGGUUUUUACUUACGGUUGUGACAAUAGUUCGGUCAAAAGAUCUAUCCGAAGGUUCCGAUAGUCUCGGAACUAAUACUCAGAAAAUAUUUGACGAAAAUAAAAAGGCGAAUCCAGCGAUAUGGCGACAAGUGGAUAAUAUUACUAUAACUGGUGACGAAGGGAUGAAAAUUAAUAAAAUCCUCGUGAAAGAUUUAAGAGAAGAAAAAGAUGGAGAAGCGAAAAUAGUUGAAGGAGGUAUCGGCCAACAAAACGUGACUAUAGAAUUGAAAAGUCCUACAGCAUUGAGGGGAUAUGACUUUCAUAUUGAAGUGUAUGCAAAUUCUAACAACGGCCAGGCUUCUACAAGUCACGACGCAUCCCAACAAGAAGCAAAGCCUGGAAAAUCCUCUGAAGAAAAGAAUCCAAUUAAUGCAGUUCCAAAUUUACCUAUAAGUUUAACUAGAGAUGAACCAUCGUCAACUUCUGAAAAACCUCAGGAUGGCCUUAUAAUAGGAGGUAAGAGACAAAACCGUGAUGUCGAAAACAUAAAUAAAUCUAAUAAGCAACUCAACCCACAUUUUAAUAAUGCAACCACAGAAGUAACUGAACUGAAAUCAACAAGCAUACCGGCAACGAAUAAAGACAAAAGAGAAGAUAAAGAUCACGAACAUGGUAUUGCAAUUCAACCUAUACACUUACAAGAAGCACCCAAAAUGCCCGAAUCAACUGCCAGAAGUAUUCCCACAACGGAAUUCAAAAUAGCCGAAGAAAAACACAACCAUGACGAAAUCCAUGAUAAUUUCGACGAAAAUAAAAAACAAACGAAUUUUGAUACGAACGCGAAACAUACCAAUACUAAGUAUUCUCAAUUUAACAUACGUGAAGUAACACCCAAUGUACCUGUUAACGUGCAAUCACCUGCUGAAGAAGGUCACAAGAGACAUGUCCGUGACGUUAACCAGAAUAUUCCAGUAGUGGAAACAACUCAGCAUUUAUUACCUUCUAGUACAUUAAGAAAUCAAGGUUCUACUACAGCUAAAGCUAUAAGCGAUGAAACAAAUCAACCAGAAAAUAGUCAAGCGGUUCCAACAGAAAACAAACAAACUAAAGAGCACGUCCACCACGAUAAAGUCGAAGAAGAAACUAUACACGAACACCAUAACCACAAUAAUAGAUUUAAUGGACGUUAUAUUCCCGACAGAUUUGCUCGCAACCGUAACUCCGAUUCAAAACGUGAAACUUCUACAGAAAUCAACAAAGUCUCAACAACAAUUGCAUCACAAUCUAGUACACCAAUCAUUCCAAGAAUAAAUGUAAACGCAGCUACUACAAACAAGCCUGAAACUAGCACUGGUAAGGAAGUUAAUACAGACAUCAAAUCAGAAUUACAUAUUAAUAAUAACAAGAGGAGCACUUCUGAAGAAAUCACAGCACACAAAAGGCUUACACGUGAUACAACUGACAAAAAUAACAAAGAAAAACCCUCAGUAUUGCCAACUAGCAACUUAAAAGACUCUCCGACUUCAACAACAUUAAAACCUGAAAUAAAUGGAAAAACUCAUUCAGAUAUUAAUACAAGCAAAGUUAGCUCAUAUAGCACAAAAGCGCCAAUUGAAGCUACUGAAAAAGAAAGCGGAAAUGAACACAACAAUCCAAAAGUAGACAAUUUAGAGAAUAAAGACAAGCAAAGAAAUAUUAGAGGUACUGAAGACAACAAAAACGAGGCCAUUGCUUUGAGUACUUCAACUAUAAAACCUGAAAAUAAAGAAACAAAGAAAGUCCAAGUUCCUAUUCAACUGAAAACUCCAGGUCAAGAUGUUAAACAGGAACCUACAGAUGCUAAAAAAGAAAAUGAAAGAAUCACUCGCGACGUCACUGAUAUUCCUAAAUCACACAAUGACAAAUUAACCCCACCGACAGAAAUUACUGGUGUAAACGUCGAAAUGGGAAUGAAAUCAGGCGAAAAAGUAACUAAAUCUUUAAUUUCUACUAUCAAAGAUGACAACAAAGAACAAAAAGAAACAUCCACUAUAUCUCCAAAAAUCGGAGAAAGCGCCACACAAAAUCCUGCCCAAAAAAAUCAACCCGGUAAAUACCCAAGAGGAAUUAAUAAAGACUUUGUAGGAACGUCGACUACUCAAGACCAAUAUAAUACAAAAAAUGACUUAAGUACCACAAGUAAACCUUCAGUUGAUCUGAAAAAAGAAAUAUCUGAACCUAAACAGCCAGAAAAAUCUUUAAUGCCAUCACAAUAA
Messenger RNA from Papilio machaon (common yellow swallowtail), 2285 nucleotides. Its product is annotated as myb-like protein A. The transcript has a single exon. The record is from RefSeq and is a predicted model, not a curated record. NCBI's taxonomy places the organism in Eukaryota, Metazoa, Arthropoda, Insecta, Lepidoptera, Papilionidae. Bases 36 to 2285 code for a protein of 749 amino acids.